Messenger RNA from Didymodactylos carnosus, 1794 nucleotides. Lineage: Eukaryota; Metazoa; Rotifera; Eurotatoria; Philodinida; Philodinidae. The record is from the annotation of a GenBank genome assembly.
AUGAAAGCGACGAUAUGCUGGGUGUGUGUCGAUGUACCACAAAAAUGUUUGACGGUAGCACGGUGUCGUUUUUUUUAUGAAUUUACAUUUAUGGGAGAACGUGGUUAUGACUCAUUGAAAAAUUUAAUGAAAACAGGCAAUGAUAUUUGUAUUGAGGCAGCAAAAUGUUUUCAAGAAAGAUAUGAUAUGGAAUUAGUUUACGCAACUGCAUUAAGUAAAAAUAGUGAAAAACUGAAAAAAAUUGCAACGAAAUCACAGGGCUCAGUCGCCAAUGCUUUUCAUCAGUUAUCUGUCCAAACCAAUGUGGAAUCGGACGCUCAUAAACAAUUAGCAAAUACAAUAUCAAAAGAUAUCUCAUUACCAAUGAAAACUUUAGCCGAAACACAGUCAAGAGCUAGAAAAACCAUUGAAGAUGGUUUGAAUUCCAAAUUUAAAGCAUGGAGAGAUCAAAAAGAUACGGAUAAAAAAUAUCGUGGACGUUCAUUUGAAAAAUGCAAAGAAAUCGAAUCAUUAUUUUUAAAAAUGGAUGAAAUUCCAAAAUCGACAAAAAAUUCAGUGAAAGAUGUAUCAAAAAUGGAAUCAUCGUUAAGAAAAACUCAAGAAGAUUUAGAUCGCACUGAGAGAAAAUAUCAUGAGGCUACCCGAGAGGUAGAAGUUGCACGACAAGCUUGUGAUAGUGAAAUGUGUAAGGCGUGUGAUCAAAUGGAACAAAUGGAAAAAGAAAGAAUAGAAGAAACGAGUAAAUUUGUUCAAUUAUAUGCUCAAAGUACGCUAAUAUUAACAGAUAAGAUGAUUAAAUUAUCAAAAGAAUUAUCAGAUUUAAGAAUAAUUCCACAAGACGAUAUCAUAUCUGCAAUUAAGCAAUACAACGUGAACGUACCGGAAUCAGAAAUAUUGUUAUAUGAUAUUUAUGCAGAAAAUGAACAUAAUGCAAUGAGUCAAGAACGACGAUUAAAAAGUUUAUUGCAUUGGAUGCAAAUAUUAAGAAAUGAUUUAGAAAUACAACGAAAAUCGAAAGAUGGUAUUGAAUCAUUGCAUGGUUUUUGUCGUCAAAAUCAAAAUUUUUCAUCAAGUGUCAAUUCAGAUCAAAUUCAUUUUAACAGACGAAGUGUGGAAUUAUUGCAUUGUUUAUUUGAAGCCAGUUUAUUUAAAAUGGAAACAGUUUAUAACCGUUUAACUGGUGGACAAAAACCAUAUUUCAAAGAUGAACAACGUCUUACAACUACUUUUAUGAAAGAUGGUCAUCCAACUACAAUGUUAAGAAUUCCAUAUAAAUCGAUCAAUCAACCGCCAACUGCUCCACUAGAAUUAAUGAGCAGAAUUCCUAUUGUACCAGCACCACCACAGCCUCUUCACAUAACAUUAUCAAUGCAAUCAAUGGACACUUCUCAACAUCAACAUCAUCACUCAGCUGAUUCGCAUCGUUCAGCGCCACCACCCAUUGGUUUUAUUAAUCCACCGCACACAUCAGCUGGCUAUCCACAACUUUCCAAUCAUUCCGGAACACAUGCACAUACAGUGGCUCACAAUUAUGAUACUGAUAGAAAUCGUCAUCAACUAAUUGCAUCCAACACACCACCUUACCCACUCACAGCCAUGACCACACCGCGUUCUUCGACAAGACUACAACGCGUUCGAGUCAAUUAUGAUUAUACAGCACGUGCAGAUGAUGAAAUCAGUAUUAACUCUGGUGAUAUAAUUACUGUACUUGAAAAACGUCCUGAUGGUUGGUACAGAGGCGAAUUAGGCGGUCAAGUUGGUUUAUUUCCAGGCAAUUUUGUCGAAGAAAUUUAA